AUGAGACUGCGUAACAUCCGCCGGAAGCUAGAGGCAGGUCAGCGCCGUUACACGAAGCGUAAGAUAAGCUGCAAUACUGAACCAGGGUUAGAACAGGACCAGGGGGACAGCAGUGUGACCAGUGAGUGGAUCACCCUCAUGAAACGGCUCAGGCCCUCUGCAGAGAACACUCCGUCAAUCAAAUCAGCAAUGGAGAAGACGUACGCCAUGCGUAGAUCAUGGAUAUCAAAGGAGUCUCCCACAGUGGCUGAAAUCUUCAACGAAUACCCACGCUUCUUGGAUAUGCCAAGUCUGAUGGAUCUCGAGUUUGGCAAAAUGACAGAUGGAAAGACAGAUCUGUUCAUCAGAAGAUGGGAAGCCAGCAUCAUACCAAAGCUGAAAGCAGUUGCUGCCAUGGAAAAAAGUGAUGUUGCAGCUCUUACAGCGGGAAUGGAAGACCAGACAGAUGAUGGAAAGUGCUACACAAUGCUGGUUGUUCUCACACAUCUUCUUCCACCACUGCCUGGGAGUCGCUGCAGUGUGAAAUCGGCAAUAUCAUUCCUACUUGAUUUUGCACCGCCUGGAACCAGCAUUGCAUCCCUCUUCAGCAACCCAGAGAUGGCAUCAAAGACCCAGCCACUGCUGAUCUGCAUGGGCAAUCUGAAGAGCACAACACGACAGUACAUCAUCAUUGCAAGAAAUGACAAGGUGACCGUUCCGGUAGAUGGUGGCCUGACAUGCGCCCUGGACAAGCUAUUCAAGCUGUACUGGGUUUGCAACUUGGCCUAUCCACCACAGCUCAGCUCUGUGUUCACCUUCUUUGAAUACAUCUAUGAUGUGACCAUCUCAACCAACAGGAGAGCCAAGGUACUGGAGCUUAUUUCAAAACUUCAGGCUUCACAGUAA
Molecule: messenger RNA, 885 nt
Organism: Cheilinus undulatus (humphead wrasse)
Lineage: Eukaryota; Metazoa; Chordata; Actinopteri; Labriformes; Labridae
Exons: 4
Coding region: 1-885 (294 amino acids)
Source: RefSeq, a predicted model, not a curated record